Pararge aegeria (speckled wood butterfly) is the source of this 3821-nucleotide messenger RNA. It is a transcript of the gene Cln7, whose product is annotated as major facilitator superfamily domain-containing protein 8. The transcript is spliced from 5 exons. NCBI's taxonomy places the organism in Eukaryota, Metazoa, Arthropoda, Insecta, Lepidoptera, Nymphalidae. Gene Ontology annotation, biological process: transmembrane transport. The coding region runs from base 121 to 1677 and encodes 518 amino acids. Gene Ontology annotation, cellular component: lysosomal membrane. The record is from RefSeq and is a predicted model, not a curated record. Gene Ontology annotation, molecular function: transmembrane transporter activity.
CGCUUUGUUUUGACUCGCGCGUCACCACUGGCGUGGCUGCUGCCCAGCUGGGGCCAGUAUGGGCUCGGCUAGAGCACUGGUCGCGUGCUGACGAGCGCCGCGCUCGGUGCCGCGCCACGCAUGGCCCUGCAGUGGCUGAGGGGGCUGAGGGGGCCGGCGGGCGGGCGCGAUGCCGCGGAGGACGCUGGCGUCGCGCUGCUGGAGACGGAGCAGGAGCGGCGCGAGCGCUGGCGCAGCGUCUACGUGAUCUACUUCACCAUGUUCCAGAUGUCGCUCGGGUUCAGCAUCGUGCUCACCGGAGUCUGGCCGUAUCUGGACAAGUUGCAGCCGGGCACCAGCAAGGAGGCGCUGGGGCUGGCCGUGGGCGCCAGCCCGCUGGGGCAGCUGGCCGCGUCGCCGCUGCUGGGGCUGUGGGCCAACCGCGCGGGCAGCGCGCGCGCGCCCAUGCUGGCGUCGCUGGCGCUGUUCGUGCUGGCGUCGGCGCUGUACGCGCAGCUGCACCUGGCGCGCCCGCACGCGCUGGCCGCGCUGCUGGGGGCGCGCGCGCUGGUGGGCGUGAGCUCGGCCAACGUGGCCGUGGCGCGCGCCUACCUGUCGGCCGCUACGCGCGCAGGCGAGCGCACGCGCGCCGUGGCCGCCGCGUCGCUGGCGCAGGUGCUGGGCUUCGUGGUGGGGCCCGCGCUGCAGGCCGCGGCCGCGCCGCUGGGCCCGGGCGCGCCGUACGCGCCGCCCGGCGCCGCACAGCCCGCGCUGCGGCUCGACAUGUACACGGCGCCGGGCUGGGCCAACGCGCUGCUGGGCCUGCUCAACCUGCUGCUGUUCCUGCCCUGCUGCUUCAAGGAGCACCCCAUCGCGGCACGCGAGGCCAUGCUCGCGCACGGCAAGCAGAGCGAGAAGGAGGCGCUGCAAGCGUUGAAGCCGGACCUCGUGGGCAGCUGGACGCUAGUGGGCGCGUUCUUCGUGCUGGUUUUCAACUUCGUGCUGCUGGAGACGCUGGCCACGUCGCUCACCAUGGACCAGUUCGCGUGGAGCAAGCGCCAGGCGCUGCAGAACAUGGGUGCGCUCAUGAGCGCCGGCGCGCUCGUGGCCUGCCUCGUGUUCGCGCUUAUCGCACCGCUCACCCGCCUCUUCGAGGAGAGGGCGCUGUUGCUGUGGGGCGGCUUCCUGCUGACGGGGCUGGCGUCGCUGCUGUGCAUCCCGUGGGGGCCGGGCGCGCCGCCGCUGGCGCUGGGCGCGGGCGCGGGCUGCCCGGUGCGCGCGCAGCCGUGGUGCGCGGCGUCGCGGCGCGUCACGCUGGCGCAGUUCCUGCUGGGCUACCUGUGCGUGUCGGUGGGCUACCCGCUCGGCGUCACGCUCAUCCAGACCAUAUUCUCCAAGGUGCUGGGCCCGCGGCCGCAGGGCGUGUGGAUGGGCGUGCUGACGGGCGCGGGCUGCGUGUCGCGCGCGCUGGGGCCCGUGUUCGUGGCGGCCGUGUACGCGCGCGCCGGCCCGCUGCCCACCUUCUGCAGCACGGCCGCGCUCACCUUCGCCGCGCUGCUCGCGCUGCGCCUGGCCUACGCGCGCCUGGCGCCCCCCGCCCCGCCCGCCCAGUCCGCCCCGUCCGCCCCAUCCGCCCCGUCCGCCCCGCACGCGCCCCACGAGCUACAACCGCUGCACAGCGCCGACCAGCCCGCUUGACAUACCGCGAGAAUACCUCUUACAGAUGACGUACGAGCUCUUACAGAUUAAGAGGAAGACGGCAUUGCAAGGAACUACAGUCCGCUCACAGUUAUUUGUGUGGGUGUCCCCGCGGGUGUCGCACGAGGGCACUACGGGAAUAUAACGGAGAGCGGCCAGCAGCGUGCAGCAGCUCUGUACUUCCACUACAAUCUACUGAAAUCACUAACGCGUUUGCCCAGCGUCUUUGUUAUGGGCCGACUCCUGUUGGGAGAGGCCUUUAGUCCAGCAGUCUGCAGUGGACUGGUAUAGGCUAUUUAUUUGAAAGUGUACUAGACUAGGGCUAAAGCAACUGUGAACGGAUUUCACUCUUUCCUCACCAUGCAUACAGGAUCGAAUACCUACCUCGCCAACAUGGAUUUCUCUACCAGCCCUUUACCUAAUAUGUUUGUACAUUAUUUACCCCUUACAAUGAUAUAUAGAUACCAGUCGACUGUGGGGUUUCUUUUGAAACGUUGUUAUGAGAGUUACUGUAAAAUAGAAUAACAAUGAAACUUCAAACGACUGUUAAAGUGCCAGGCGAAAUCAAAAUGAUUGAUUACUAAACGCUCAUAGUUUACUUGUCAAUUUUUGGUAUAAGUACGAUUAUUUUAAAGGUCCCCUUAAUACUUAAAUAUCGUACUGCAGCAAGUGGAUAAGAAAGGAUGAAAAACAAGCGCAACUUCAAACGCAUUUGUUAGCUCGUGUAUACAUUUUAAUAUACUUAGAAGACAUAAUUUUGAGAUGUAAGAGGGUAUUUAUUUAAGCAAAGAGUUUUAGAAAUAUUUUUAUUGAAAUUCAGAACAGUACGCUGCUGUAAAGUUUAAUAUAGUUUUAAGUUAAAUAAGUUGAAUGCAGAUAAUUGUAGAUUACUAAGCUCGGAAUGUUAAAGGAUAAAGAAAGGUGCAAUCGAAUUAUCGCCCAACUGUUUCAGUAAUAAGACACUGCUGGAUACGGCUCAUAAAAUAUAAUAUUAUCAGUGCAGGUAGCGAACGAAAGCGAAAGCGCCAAGAACGAAUAGAAAUAUAUAGUAUAUUAAAAGAAAUAAGUAAUAUAAUUAAAGACACACCAUGGUGCCCCAAGCUGUGACAGACAUAAGACUGAGGGUUUGCGCCGAGUAUUUGGUAAGGUAGGAAUAUAAUACGUUUCCUAAAAUUAUACACGGUGGGUACGUCAACUAACUCACUCGUGGCCGGUGAGCCAAUAGCGGUGAGAUGCAGGGCAACUCUUUUAAAAGUUUAGAGACUGCCUUUACUACCUCCCACAGUAGAAUGGAAAACGAUGAUGUUUAUUUGAAUACACAGUCAAGCAGUAAGAUCGCCAUAAAAACUUUCAAACUGUGUAUUAUCAAAAUUGCCCUUGUUUUUUUCGAACGCAAUUCGUAAUUCUUAAUCAUAAAAUCGUUUCUUAUGUAAAAAAAAGUAACAAGUUUUUUUUAAAUGAGUCUCUUUUUGUUUGUGUAGUAUAAAUAUGUGCGAGUGAUAUAUUUUAUUUUUCUUGAAUAUUCUUAAUAUAAAAUAAAGGAGUAAAAACGUUUUAAGCGCUGUAGGAGAACAUGUUGUUUACGCGUUUUUAAGAAAGAAACCCGCGGUUUACGAAUCAUUAAUCCAGCAAAGGAAAAAUAGGCUUUUAAUAAAGGUAUAAUGGGAUUUUUAUGAAACUCUCCAAAACAGGAGCUUCAGUAUCAUAGUAUAUGUCUUAUUUUGGCUUAGCGGGGUUAAUAUUGAAUUAUCUAUGCUGGCUAACUCGCACACGUUUUAAGCAAAGGAUUUUCAUGUCAUACUGUGUAUAAUCUUUUUUAGACAUAAGUACUUUAUGCUCAAUAACUUUCAAUUCAGGAACUUCAAUACAGGUAUUUUAUUAAAAAUAUAGGUAUACUUAGUUAUAAAUAAUACAAUUUGUUGUACAAAUAGGUACCUAAUUAUUUUUAGAAGUUUUAACUAUUUGUAAAAUUUAUUCUAUAAGAAGGUAUUUGGUGAAUUAUUCAUUUUUCUAUUAAUUAAGAUUGAGAUGUAUGUAUAUUUUGGUAUCCAAUUUGCAAAAGUAUUGCAGCAUAUUGUGUUCACUCGACAUAAGGCUAUUGAAGACCGAGUAAACUCAAUAAUAAAUAAAAAAUAAACAAGUCA